Messenger RNA from Sinocyclocheilus anshuiensis, 3676 nucleotides. RefSeq names its product monocarboxylate transporter 1-like. NCBI's taxonomy places the organism in Eukaryota, Metazoa, Chordata, Actinopteri, Cypriniformes, Cyprinidae. Bases 251 to 1645 code for a protein of 464 amino acids. Gene Ontology annotation, cellular component: basolateral plasma membrane. Gene Ontology annotation, biological process: plasma membrane lactate transport. The record is from RefSeq and is a predicted model, not a curated record. The transcript is spliced from 5 exons. Gene Ontology annotation, molecular function: lactate:proton symporter activity.
AUGUGCAGCAAGGUUUCUAUGAAGAGUCGAGCGAAUGGGAAACUCACACAUCACAGAUCCACGAAUCCACGGAGCCAUUCGGAGCUCUCCAUGCUGCUCAGUGACCCGGGGCCGUCGCACAUUGCAGACGAACAGCGCGAACUUACAACCGGAGUUGGUGAAUGAAAAGCGCAGACUGAUCCAGUGCGCUUGAAGCUCAGCUGAUCCUUCUCCUCUUCGUCAUUGUCGUGGUCAGCGCGUGCGUGUAAAGAUGCCACCAGCGACAGGAGGGCCGGUGGGCUACACUCCUCCCGAAGGAGGCUGGGGCUGGGCAGUGGUGGUAGGGGCCUUUAUCAGCAUUGGCUUCUCCUAUGCCUUCCCCAAGUCCAUCACAGUGUUCUUCAAAGAGAUCGAGGUGAUCUUCAAUGCCACCAGCAGCCAAGUGUCAUGGAUCUCAUCAAUCAUGCUGGCUGUCAUGUAUGCAGGAGGACCGCUCAGCAGUAUUCUGGUGAAUAAGUUUGGUAGUCGGCCAGUCAUGAUUGUUGGGGGCUGUCUGUCUAGCACAGGAUUAGUCGCCGCAUCCUACUGUAACACAGUGGAGGGUCUGUACUUCUGUGUGGGAGUUAUAGGCGGACUGGGCUUGGCAUUUAAUCUGAAUCCAGCAUUGACCAUGAUUGGCAAAUACUUCUACAAGCGCCGGCCAAUAGCUAAUGGCAUUGCGAUGGCGGGCAGCCCAGUGUUCUUGUCCACCCUUGCCCCGUUUAACAGCUGGCUGUUUGAUCAGUUUGGGUGGAGGGGCAGUUUCUUCAUUCUGGGUGGAGCUUUGCUGAACUGCUGCGUUGCGGGGUCGCUAAUGCGGCCCAUUGGACCAAAACCACAACCUGCCAGUCCAAAAGAUGAUGGCGAGCCCAAACCUCAAGAGAAAAAAACAUGCAUUCAGACCAUCAACAGCUUCCUGGAUCUGACCCUGUUCACUCACCGAGGCUUCUUGCUGUACCUGCUCGGAAAUGUCAUCAUGUUCUUCGGCCUCUUUGCACCCCUUGUGUUCCUCAGUAACUAUGCGAAGAGUAAAGAGAUUUCCAAGGAUAAGGCUGCGUUCUUGUUGUCCAUCCUGGCCUUCACUGACAUGAUCGCUCGGCCGUCCAUGGGCCUGGUGGCCAACACGCGCUGGGUCCGUCCACGCAUCCAGUACUUCUUCGCCGCAUCUGUGCUGUAUAAUGGCGUCUGCCACUUGUUGGCACCACUCUCCACCGAUUACGUGGGUUUUGCCAUUUAUGCUGUGUUUUUCGGUGUGGCUUUCGGCUGGCUGAGUUCCGUGCUGUUUGAGACUCUCAUGGACCUGGUGGGCGCUCAGAAGUUCUCCAGUGCUGUCGGGUUGGUCACCAUUGUGGAGUGUGGGCCUGUGCUGCUGGGUCCUCCGUUACUGGGAAAACUCAAUGAUGAUUACGGUGAUUAUAAAUACACAUAUCAGGGUUGUGGAGUCAUCCUGGUGAUUGCCAGCAUAUUCUUGUUCGUGGGAAUGGGAAUCAACUACCGGCUAGUGUACAAAGAGAAAAGGGAGAAGGAGAGAAGAGCUAGACAGGAAGAGAGGGAUGAAGAGACGAACAUAGACAAUGCCCUGAACGAGAAGGCAAGGGAGGCGGAUGGAGACGCAUUGGAUGCGUGAGCUGAUGUUGCCAAAUGAAGAAGGACACGAUAUUAUGUGGACAAACACCAACAAUCCAUGUCUUUGGGUUUUGACCGUCCAAAAUGAUAAUCACAAAUAAUUUCCCCUCUAAUGCAUCACUUAACGAUUCGGCCAGUGUUUAAAACAGCACAAAGGACUAUGAUGCCAAGAAAUUCUCUUUUAUGCAAUCCCACACACACCUCAGAUGUUACCAUCACUCUCCCAACAUUCAUAUGAGAGUGUCUCUGUACCUAAUUUCACAAUUCACCUUUUUGUGGUAUAUUAUAACCAUUACGAGAGCAUUCCUAGAUUUUAACUCCAGAAUAACAGAGGUUAUACACCGUUAAAUGAAGCCACAAUAUGCACAUUUCAACCCUUUUAGAGUAUUAUGAUGUGUGACAUUUAAGGAAACAUGCACACAGAAUUUGUCAGUUCAAGACAUAGAAGAAAGAGAGAUCUUUGACUCUACUGUCUGUCUUCCAUCUUAGAAAUAGUGUUUUUGGACUAAAGGUCAUUAUUAUAUGUAGGAUACACAUUUUUGUUUUCUUUUUUUUUUUUUAAGUUGAGUGUGAAGUUUUUUUGUUUUGGGAUAUGUAUGUAGUCUUCCCUGUUGUGAUUGGCUGGUAGAAAAUAGUGCCAGGCUUUGCUAGACUGCCAUAUAAAGGCAAAACAGAAAUUAUGUCAAGACUGAUUAAGUUUUUGGAUUGAUUUAUCAACUUUUGUGCUCUGAACAUGGUUUAGGAAAUCCGGUCUGUCACGGGACAGAUCAUAAACUUGAAUUCACUCAUGAAAUAGGGCAAAAUGUGUAAUUACUGUGUUUUGCCAUUGCAUGGCAGAAUAAUUUUUUACAGAGCCUUUUGCAAUGUCAGGAGGAUGUGUAGUGAUUUUAAUUUGAUAGUCUGCUAUUAAUUUGCUCUUUUCUGUCAUACUAAGGGGAGGGUAGAGUGCUUCAUUUCAAACUGAGCCAGCAACAAACGGUACUGGAUUUGUGUUGGCUAGAGAUAAAGAAGACUUCAUUUCAAGUUCUGCUCGUGUUAAGCUGCACUCGCGUUUAUUUGCAAAACGAAGGUGCUUAUUCUUUUUACAAACUCAGAUAGGUGAAGGAAUAUUCUUGAAGUUUCCCAAGCCAUCCUAUUCCUUCUGCUUUGUAGAUUCGCCGAGCACGUGGAAAACAACACGACUCUCGAGUCUGCAAAAAGAAGAUUUAGCAGAUCUCAAACAUCGUGACAGUUUUGACUCUCUAGACUAGAGUGAGCCAAUUUCAGGUGAAAACAUUGAAACAAAAGGGAGGAAACACCACCACCUGCUGGCUGCUGUCGUUCAUUGUGAUGCUGCGGUCAAAUAUGUGAAUCAAAGAUGCUGCUUCACUGCAGUUUUUGUUUCAGCGAAGGUGUAAAUCUGUUCUAGCGUUGUUGUUUAGUCACAGCAGAUGGCAGUUUUUGUAUAGUGCACUUUAAUUAGGUACAUUUAAUGUGAAAUUCAUACUCUUCUUGAGUUUUGCGCACGCAGCAUUCACAGUGUAAGGCAAUUUAUUUUACGUUUUUUCCGGAGUAGAAAUGUGAGGGAUGUGUGCUUUUAUACAGUUCUCUGGUGUGGCGGAGUUGGUAAUGUAAUCUCAGAGCUCGGCUGAAUAAUAGCAGCUGUGAGACAAAACAGUAGAAAGAGAAUCGGAGCAGUUAACGACUCAUUUUCAGUAUCUUAGGUAAGAUCGGUAUCGCUGCUCCGACUGCACUUCUCGUACAGGAUCAGAGCUGUCUGAACUCUACUCCACUUUGUGUGCAGGUGGAUUUCUUUUUAGUGUUGGUAAUUGUGUGAAGAAAAAUAGGCCACUGCUGUGUAGAGAAAAUGGACCACCCUGAAAAAAUGCAUUGAAAAUGGUAAAGCCUGUUUACUCUUCUCAUUUUUCCAUCGUAAAAGUUCAAAGUAUUUUCAAAAGUAUUCCCACUUUUUCUUGUGGGUCCAUGUAACAGAAGUGACACUAACAAACGUGCUUUUAAAAUGUCUCCUGUCAGAAAGACGAUUGAUUCAGUU